Polistes canadensis is the source of this 1652-nucleotide messenger RNA. RefSeq lists its product as uncharacterized. NCBI's taxonomy places the organism in Eukaryota, Metazoa, Arthropoda, Insecta, Hymenoptera, Vespidae. The transcript is spliced from 6 exons. The record is from RefSeq and is a predicted model, not a curated record. Bases 1085 to 1489 code for a protein of 134 amino acids. Gene Ontology annotation, molecular function: odorant binding.
AAGAACGAGUUAUUCCACCGUGCAAUCUCAAAGAUCGAGCCGGAUCAUGAUCAUUAAUAAUAAUCGAUUUGAUAAAGGCAUCGUCACCUAUACCGGCCUUUUUAAAUCGGUGUGUUGUAGUCAUCAAUUGUCAACUGGGGCUACUCGCAUACAAAGUAGAACACGAGCGGCACGUGUUGAUAAAUUGAAAACUCGACUUAUCACGAUCAACGUGAUAAACGUGGGCUAAUAGCAGCAAUUCGUUCGCACACAUGCAUGUGCAUAUACGUAUAUCUAUGCAUAGAUAUAGGGUAACGGUACCUAAUAUGGAACACAUACCAAUAUAAAAUAUUUUUAAAAAACUAGAACAUAUUUGUUUAUUUGCAUUUUGUAUUUCAAUAAAUAUUCUACUUUUUUAUAAUAAAAAUAAAUUUUUUUCUACACAAAUUUAUUCGGCGUUCCAUAUUGGGUAUGUCUUCAACAACUCGUCAUUUUUAACUUUGUUUUAUAUUUUUUGUUUGAUCUAUUAAUUUUGUUCAGUCAAACGUAAAUAAGCAAAUAAAUAAAUGCAUGUAUUUGGAUUUCCGAAAAAUUCGUGCCAUAUAAAUUUAUAAAUCUACACGAACUUUCUGGUCAAUUCAUUACAUGCUAUUAUGAAAUCCUAGCAAGUAGUAGGGCAAGAUUAUAUGGUCAGACAUAUUAUCGACCGUAACUAUUAUAUCGUAACCAAAGAUGCAAUUAAGAACGAUCAUAGAGAUCAGGAGGAAUCUCAAAUUUGGAAGAUAAACGUUUAUCACGGUUAAUUUUCCGGUAGGAAAAUAUGAAAUACUUAUGUGAACGAGUCUUAUACCUGAUAAUUAUAUAUCUAUAAGUGACUCUUAAUAGCACAUAAAUACUCUAUACUUUUAACAGAAGAGAUCAAACAAAUUAAAAAAAAAAUAAAAGAAAAAUAAAUUCUCACCUCUGUAAAUUCAACUUGCAUUAUGUAAAACUCCCACUUUUGUUAUUAGAAGUAUAUAUAAAUCGCCAUCAUCCAUAUUAGUUUUCGAUUUUGUUUCUGCAGUAGACCCGAAUCAAGUCCUUUUGUCUUCUUUUAAUUUUCAAAAUGAAACUAUUAUUUUUGAUUUUGUUAGCUACUAUCUUCAUUUCUUCAAUAGUUAAGGCUGAAGUGGAUUUGAGGAAAAUCACUGCACCUCAACGUAAAAAAUGUCUCGCUGAAAUAGGACUCACAGCUGAUAUCAUUGACGAGGCAGAAAUUGGAAACUUUUCUCACGACGAUAAACUUGGUUGCUAUUUUAAAUGCGUAUUAGAGAAAUUUAAUAUGUUCACCAAAGAUGGUAAAAUAAACUUCAAAAUGUUGUUAAUGUCCAUACCGGAAGUAUGGAAACCUUUGGCUCAAGACAUGGUUGAUUCGUGUCGUGAUAUCACUGGCGCUGACAGAUGCGAGUUGUCCUACAAUUUUAAUAAAUGUUUAUACUUCGCAAAUCCUGUGGCAUAUUUCAUUCCUUAAAUAUCUACGAGUGAGACAAAAAAAGAUUGCAAAUUUUCGUAAAUGCGAAUUAAAGACUUGCAUCGUAUCACGUAUGGAUCAUGUAUACAAUUAUAUAUAUAUAUGUAUGUAAAACAUUUUUAAAAAUCAUAGUAUUACUAAAUAUAGUUUAAAAAUAGUUUCA